Molecule: messenger RNA, 1669 nt
Organism: Trifolium pratense (red clover)
Lineage: Eukaryota; Viridiplantae; Streptophyta; Magnoliopsida; Fabales; Fabaceae
Product: ATP-dependent zinc metalloprotease FTSH 8, mitochondrial-like
Biological process (GO): protein-containing complex assembly; mitochondrial protein processing
Cellular component (GO): m-AAA complex; chloroplast thylakoid membrane
Molecular function (GO): ATP-dependent peptidase activity; ATP binding; ATP hydrolysis activity
Source: RefSeq, a predicted model, not a curated record
UUUGUUCAAUCCUUUUGCCUGUGGCCAUUCAAUUCUUUAUGCCGGGUGGAAUUUUUCACAUGACAAAAGCACCUCUCACAAAAGUAGAUAAAAAUUCCAAAAACAAGGUCUAUUUUAAAGAUGUUGCUGGCUGUGAUGAGGCAAAACAUGAAAUCAUGGAGUUUGUGCAUUUUCUCAAGAAUCCUAAGAAAUACCAAGACCUUGGUGCCAAAAUUCCAAAAGGUGCUCUUCUGGUUGGUCCUCCAGGCACAGGAAAAACCCUUUUAGCAAAAGCAGCUGCAGGGGAGGCUGGUGUGUCAUUCCUUUCUUUGUCUGGUUCUGAUUUCUUGGAACUGUAUGUUGGUGUUGGCUGUUCUAGGGUGAGAAACUUGUUUUAUGAAGCAAAGAAGUGUGCUCCCAGUAUAGUAUUUAUUGAUGAGAUCGAAGCAAUUGGUAGGGCAAGGGGUCACGGUCACGGAGAUUCCUCUGGUGCACAAAAUGAGCGUGAGAGUACUUUAAAUCAAUUGUUGGUGGAGAUGGAUGGUUUUGGAACCACUGCUGGAGUUGUUGUGCUGGCAUGUACAAAUAGACCUGAUAUAUUGGACAAAGCCCUACUUAGGCCUGGCCGUUUUGACCGCCAGAUAACAGUUGAUAAACCUGACAUCAAAGGCCGUGACCAGAUAUUUCAGAUUUACUUGAAAAAAAUCAAACUUGACCGCGUGCCUUCAUAUUAUUCACAGAGACUUGCAGCCCUUGCUCCAGGAUUUUCUGGAGCAGACAUUGCUAAUGUUUGCAAUGAGGCUGCUCUAUUUGCUGCAAGGACUGAAGAAGCACAAGUCACAAUGGAUCAUUUUGAGGCAGCUAUUGAUAGGAUCAUUGGUGGUUUGGAGAAGAAGAACAUGGUAAUAAGUAAGCUGCAAAGGCGUACUGUUGCUUACCAUGAAGCUGGCCAUGUUGUUGCAGGUUGGUUCUUGGAACAUACUGAGCCAUUGUUGAAAGUACGUGGAACAGCAGCACUUGGGUUUGCCCAGUAUAUUCCAAACGAGAACCUUCUCAUGACAAAAGAGCAGCUUUUUGAUAUGACUUGUAUGACCCUUGGUGGCCGGGCUGCCGAGAAGGUUCUCAUUGGGGCAAUCUCUACGGGAGCACAAGAUGACUUGGAGAAAGUCACCAAGAUGACAUAUGAUCAAGUAGCUGUAUAUGGUUUCAGCGAAAAAGUGGGUCUACUCUCUUUCCCCCAAAGGGAGGCCUCGUUUGAGAUGUCCAAACCAUACAGCAGUGAAACUGGCGCAAUAAUUGAUAAUGAAGUGCGAGAAUGGGUGAACAAGGCUUAUGAACGUACCAUACAACUUAUAGAUGAACAUAAAGAGAAAGUGGCUCAAGUUGCAGAGUUGCUGCUCGAAAAAGAAGUACUUCACCAAGAUGACUUGCUCCGAGUCUUGGGCGCGCGACCCUUCAAGAGUGUUGAACUCUCUAAUUAUGAUCGAUUUAAGCUAGGGUUUCAAGAUGAGGAGAAGUUUUAAUAGUAGUUUUUAUAUGUUAUUCAUUUUAUGCAUAUCCUGUUAGAAGUUGGUUUGAGAAUAUGCUUUUGGAGGAAGCAAAUGCCAAUAUAUUAAGCAUAUUCGCCUUUUGCUAUCAGUGGAUGUUUGCCAAACCUUGCUCCAUCUUUAUAUUUUGUGUUCUUUGUUAA